This is a messenger RNA of Linum tenue, 1900 nucleotides long. Lineage: Eukaryota; Viridiplantae; Streptophyta; Magnoliopsida; Malpighiales; Linaceae. The record is from the annotation of a GenBank genome assembly.
AGAGAACAUACUCGGAAAAAAAGGAGAGAACAUAAAUCGGUGUUAGUUGCUUACGCCGCUCCGAAGCCACUUCUGGAAGCCGCCGAUUUCUUGCACCGGCAGCAGCGCGCGAAAUCUGGAGAGGAAAAGAUGGUGUUCGAGGCGACCGAAGAAGCUCUACAAGUGUUGAAUUCUUCUCUUUCUCACCUCAAAUGGCGUCUUAAAUCUCCAGCUAAGCGCCGUCUCGAGAUAGAUGUUCUUGCAUUACUGACAGGAAUGAGGCCAGUGAUAAUGGUCGAUUAUGGCGGGAAGAUGCCUGAAUUACAGCAACACCUUUGUUCCCUCAUCAAACAUUGCCACCAGGAGUCGGCGGUUUUCGAGUGCCUAAGAGUGAUGGUUGUGGAUGAUAUGAUCUAUCUGAUACACAUUAAAGGACUUGCAGAGUAUGCCAGGACAAGCUUGAACUCAGAAGCAGAAUUUUAUUUUGUCAACCUAGAGCAGGAACCACUGAAGAUGGUUUCACAAAAGCAAGACUGCCCCUUGGGAGCUGAUUUCUUGAGACUGCAGAGAUUGUUCUCCCAAUUCUUUCCCCUUGAUGAAGCGAAAGAUGAUGCCUUGUUGCCUGAUGUGAAAGACACUGUGGCCAAUGUCGAACCUAGCACUUCGUUAUCUGCUGGACAUAUUGAUCUCAGCAGUUGCAUGCAAGAAACUCAGAUCACUGUCCCGACUCUAAACGGAUGGCUUCUUGGCUACCCUGUAGUGUAUUUGUUUGGCAAGGAGUUCAUAUCAGAAGCAAUAUGUAAUCUGUCAACGAAGAAUCUGCAUCUCUUCAGAAUAUUAGUCCGCAGAGGUAAUGGUGCAUCCAGUAAGGGAUCCCAGCCUGAAGAACUAAUGAGGUAAAUAAUAUCCUUAUUCUUCUGGCUAUGGAAAGCAAGCUAGCUGGGUUGGUUUGUAGCCUCUCGAUGAAUAACAUCGUUGAGUCAGUAUCGAUGCAUUGACGUAAUUCUUGCUUAGCCGAAGUUUAUUAGGUGUGAUGCCAGUUUCUUUGUGUACUAAGCAAAAAUUGCCGCAACAGCUUCUCAGUGCCAUACGAGCUGAGCAUGAGGGGAAGGAAGGAGCCAUGGGCAGAGGCAUUUCUGGAGCGCUUGCAGUUCAAGUGGCAGAACUGCAAGCAGACUUGGGUGUUUUUGGAAAUGGAGGUCGAAGAGUGCUACCCACAAGCAAUAGUGCUGUAACACUACUCCGGAUGGAAACACAACCCGAUUUCACCUUGUCGUCGACUAUCGCACAAUGAAGUCGCGAUACAUGCUCAAAGUAAUCAUUAGUCAAAAUCAGCAGAUAAUUUAGCAGUGAUGUAACUCAUUUUCUCUCCAAUUAAAGCGAUUGGUGUUGUAUGCUCAUUGUAUCAACUAUAGCAAUUGAAGUUCCUUGGUGUUCAUUGAGUGCUUGACUCUAAACUAAUACGAUCAUCAAAAAAUUUAAACGUAGUUAGUAUAAAUGCGAUUACUAUGCAGAUAUUAGACGAAUUUUUGUUAAGCAUGUACAAGUUACAUACUGAUAGUCUGAUUCUGAUACUAUGGUUGAGUAUUUAUUCACUCGGCGAGCGAAAGUGCGAGAUAGAAAAUUGUCGAGCUAGAGGAGAAGAUAAUCACAAACCACGAUCGAAGAGAAGAAUAAACAGUGAGAGCAGGAAAAAUGUCAGGAGGAAUCUCUCAGGACUGGGAACCCAUCGUUAUCCGCAAGAAGGCUCCGACCUCUGCCGCCAAGAAGGACGAGAAGGUUGUGAACGCUGCUCGCCGCGCCGGUGCUGAGAUUGAAAGCAUCAAGAAAUGUUAGCUCUCUUCGUCUUCGUUCUUUAUCGUUUGCUUUUUGGUUCUCUCUAAUCAUUUCCGUUUCAUCUGUUGUUUCUUCCCUUCCUUUU